Messenger RNA from Jatropha curcas, 1482 nucleotides. RefSeq names its product putative UDP-arabinopyranose mutase 2. NCBI's taxonomy places the organism in Eukaryota, Viridiplantae, Streptophyta, Magnoliopsida, Malpighiales, Euphorbiaceae. Gene Ontology annotation, molecular function: UDP-arabinopyranose mutase activity. Gene Ontology annotation, biological process: UDP-L-arabinose metabolic process; plant-type cell wall organization or biogenesis. The record is from RefSeq and is a predicted model, not a curated record. Gene Ontology annotation, cellular component: Golgi apparatus; cytosol.
CUUCAGCUAGAUCUACGCGGCCUCGAAGUCCUAACCAAACGAACUCUCUUUCUCAUUACAAAUACCAAACUCGCUCUUCGUUCUCUUCACAUAAACCUCAACUCUCCCUCUUUCCUCUCUAACUCAACUGAAAUGGCCGAGACCACAGUCUCCCCGAUUCCUCUGCUCAAAGAUGAGCUUGAUAUUGUAAUCCCAACUAUUAGAAACCUUGAUUUUUUGGAGAUGUGGAGGCCAUUUUUCCAGCAUUACCAUCUCAUCAUUGUUCAAGAUGGUGACCCGUCAAAGACAAUCAAGGUUCCUGAAGGUUUCGAUUAUGAGCUCUAUAACAGGAAUGAUAUUAAUCGGAUUUUGGGUCCCAAGGCUUCUUGUAUUUCCUUUAAGGAUUCUGCUUGUAGGUGCUUCGGCUACAUGGUCUCCAAGAAGAAGUAUAUCUACACCAUUGAUGAUGACUGCUUUGUUGCUAAAGAUCCUUCUGGCAAAGAUAUUAAUGCACUUGAGCAGCACAUACAGAACCUUUUGACUCCAUCCACCCCAUUUUUCUUCAACACUUUGUAUGACCCAUACCGAAAUGGUGCAGAUUUUGUCCGUGGUUAUCCGUUUAGCCUUCGUGAGGGUGUCCCUACAGCUGUAUCCCAUGGUCUCUGGCUCAACAUCCCUGACUAUGAUGCCCCAACCCAACUUGUCAAGCCUCUUGAGAGGAACACUAGGUAUGUGGAUGCUGUAAUGACAAUUCCAAAGGGAACUUUAUUCCCUAUGUGCGGAAUGAAUCUGGCAUUCAACCGUGAAUUGAUUGGUCCUGCAAUGUACUUCGGUCUCAUGGGUGAUGGUCAGCCGAUUGGUCGCUAUGAUGAUAUGUGGGCUGGCUGGUGCAUGAAGGUUAUAUGCGAUCAUUUGGGUUUAGGAGUCAAAACAGGAUUGCCUUACAUUUGGCACAGCAAAGCAAGCAACCCAUUUGUGAACCUUAAAAAGGAAUACAAAGGAAUCUACUGGCAGGAAGAGCUGAUUCCAUUUUUCCAAUCUGCUGUUCUUCCAAAGGACUGCACCAGUGUCCAGAAGUGCUAUCUUGAACUGUCCAAGCAAGUUAAGGCAAAACUGGGUAAAGUUGAUGAAUACUUUAUCAAGCUAGCAGAUGCCAUGGCCACAUGGAUUGAAGCAUGGGAAGAGCAGAACCCAUCGGGGACUUCUGCCGAAUUGCCUAAUGGUGCUGCAAAGUAGAAGAACUACUGAUUGGAAUCUGGGGAGCUAUCACGGCUAUCAAGCGGGAGAUGCUAUAAUCUCUUAGUCUGUCUUUAUUUAGGUAUUGUAAGUUAUUGAGCCAAUUUAUCUAAAGCUUCCUGCUUUGAAGCUUGGAUAGUUAUUUUUCAGGUGGAGGGUUUUAUUACUCUUGUUACUUUGAGUUUAGAACAAUGACAAAUUAUGCAUUUUGCAUUUGAUUAGAUUUGAUUGUUAGUUAUUAAUGAUUGAGUUGAUUGGUUUUGGAAA